Triplophysa rosa is the source of this 3641-nucleotide messenger RNA. It is a transcript of the gene ttll10, whose product is annotated as tubulin tyrosine ligase-like family, member 10. The record is from RefSeq and is a predicted model, not a curated record. The transcript is spliced from 13 exons. NCBI's taxonomy places the organism in Eukaryota, Metazoa, Chordata, Actinopteri, Cypriniformes, Nemacheilidae. Gene Ontology annotation, biological process: protein modification process. Bases 602 to 2707 code for a protein of 701 amino acids.
CUGACCUAUCAUAGAGUUAGGCCCACACCUGCAAGCGCUAGAGGCUAAGGAGAUUGGCUGGCGCAAGAAAAUUACACCUGUGGGGGUGGAGGGGGGCCUGCUACAUGUAAACCAAGCUCUUUACAAAUUCUGUCUCUCGUCUCGAAGAGGUUAAACAGGUAGCAUCACCUCGAGCUCCCGGCAAAGCGCGUCUUCGCUCCGACAAAGGCUCACCUGUCGACUUCGGUACUUUUUGUUAGUUUUACGCCCAGUGCUGCGUUGGGAAUCCGGCUCCCAGCCCAAGAUGGUCUCCUUCCGUCUGCAACAUGGCUUUCGGAGGCAGAAAUUUUAAGGGCGUCGUUCUUCCGAAGAGAAAAGACGGGGACGUUCUUCUGAAACAGUAAAACAACACCGUGCGGUUUCUGACCGUUGGACCAUUUUAAGGAUUGAAGGAAGGCCCUGCUGCACUGGUUUAUAAUGCUGAUGAUUAACCAAAUAGAGGCUGGGAGCGCAGGUCUGCUUGUGGUUUUCAUUGCAUGGGUCCUGACUGAGCGAGAAGAAGCUAAAGGCUUUACAAGCACUUGGUGGAAAUAUCCAAGCCGGUUGCUGGGGAGAGACAGUGAUGUCAUUAGUGAGCUGUGUAGAGCCCCAUCAGCCCGGAGAAGAGCCAGAUGCUGGACAGAGACCGGACCAACAACAUGUCCUGAGAGACACACAGCAAAUGAUGGAGGAUCAGGAACAAUCAGAUGAGAAGGAGAUGGACAACGUGUUAAAUGCUGAGGGUGAAGUGAAUAAAGAUGAACAGCGGAAGGAGAACCAGGAGGUAUGGAGAAAAGGGGCCACUCAGAAGAUACACAGACGUCAUGUAAAACAGCCAGAUGGAACCCUGGCAGUGAGUGUUUCAUUUGUUGAGAGGGACAGAGACAGGCGUCUUGAAGAUCCACGAGGUCCUGGACCCUUCUUCUUUUUUGGAGGGAACAAUGGGGCCUCCAUAGUUGUUUCAUAUUGUGAGAGUCGAGGCUGGCAGCGCAUAUAUGACAAGAACAGACUGGACUACAAACUGAAGUGGUGUGAAACCAAAUCACCUGCUACCUACUACAACUUCAAAGCAGGUGGCCAGUUGCUUUACCAGAUACCCAAUAAUAAAGUCCUGACCACUAAGAUCGGUCUGCUGAACAGCCUACGAGAGUAUGAGAGAGUCAGCAGCAAAGUCAACUAUGGGCGUGUAAACAGGAGAAUGAAGAUAGAGGAUUUUCUCCCUGUCACUUACCGUAUGGAUGUGAAAGAUGAGAGAGAGGCCUUCUUUAAUGGUGUAUGCAAUGACAAAAGUAGCAUGUGGAUCUGCAAACCAACAGGCCUUAACCAAGGCCGUGGUAUUUUUUUAAUGAGGACACCAGAAGACAUAGCAGCAUUCAGAGAAAGACUACAGAGCACAAUGGAACAACAGACAAACAAGAGGUCACCUUUCAGUUUACCACAAGCUCGGGUUGUUCAACAGUAUAUCCAGAAGCCCUUGCUACUUCAGGGCAGGAAAUUUGAUGUGCGGUCAUACUUUCUGAUUGCUUGUACUUCACCACACAUGGUGUUUUUUCGCCAUGGUUACAUCCGAUUGACAUGUAACCAUUAUGACCCCAAUUCAGACAACAUCACAGCUCACCUAACCAAUCAAUACAUGCAGAAAAAGAAUCCUCUCUACAGUCUACUAAAGGAAGAGACGGUUUGGUCAAUGGAGCACUUUAAUACCUACAUCAAUGAGACAUACAUGGCGCCUAAGGGUCUGCCCAAAGAUUGGGCUCUGGGUCCUUUUGCUAAAAGGAUGCAGCAAAUUAUUAUGCACUGUUUUCAGGCUGUUAAAGCAAAACUGGACUGCAGACUCGGUUACUUUGACCUAAUUGGUUGUGACUUCUUGAUUGAUGAGAAUUUCAAGGUCUGGUUGCUAGAGAUGAACUGUAACCCUGCGCUGCAUACUAACUGUGAAGUAUUGAAAGAAGUUAUUCCCAGCACAGUCACAGAGACCCUCGACCUGGCUUUGGAAAUCUUCAAGAAGUGUUGCUGUGGGCAGAAGCUGCUGCCCUUAAACCAUCAAAGAGACUUUCUAUUGCUGUAUGAUGGUGAGUCGAUGGCCAUGAAAAAGCAAAUGCAGAAAACCUCAGGGUCAUUGGCAAACUUUAACCCAAAGAACACUAACAAAACAUACAAAUCUGCUCUCAUAGCAACACCAACAUGGAAAUCAACCAACAGGUGCGCCAAGUGUCCCAUUAGUGGUGUCACGACAGAACCUCCAGCCAAACGUCCUGCAACUUCUACUGUCUCUGUUUGGUCCAAUACCAGCCCACCUUCACAACAGCCCAUAGAGUUACCACACAAACCUUCAGGUGGAGCAGCCGUAACGCAGAAGACCCGGAUCCCCAGAACUCAAGAAACGAAUCAGCUCCGACCUCACCAGCCCAAACCUGUUCGUGCUCGUGUAGAGCUGCACCUCAGCAAGUGCACCUGGCACGAGCCAGCGACUUCCAACCUCAACGUUCCUCCACGCAUGCUGCCUGUGAGAAGUGCUAUCAGGUCUCUGUCUACACCAUUCCCCAGCAAAGCCUCAAACUCUACACAAGGAGUUGGAGCUCAAAGCACGCAGAUGGACAACAGGGACCAUAUAAGCUGCAACCUGAAGACGUCCAAAAUUCAUUUUGCUCAUGUGGACAAAAGGGAGCCCAAAGAAAAGGAUGGAUGAUGAAAAGAUGAUAAACUGAGAGUCUGACCACUCGUUGCCUAAAAAAGUUUUAUAAUAAUAGAAUAAUCUAUAUCUGACCUACAGUAACCUACCCUAUGCUUUUGACUAAUAUGCUGUUCCUCAUCAACAUCAUUGUUUCAAUAAAUUGCCACAUGGUGUUAAGGGAUGCUUUGAAAGUAGGCUACUUUAAGAUCCUUACUCGAUGUUUACAUUUGUUUUUUUACGCAAUAAGGUUUGUGGGUUUAGGCUAUUGUCAAUGCUGCGUUGGAGACGAACCUCUUGUCAAACGUCAUGGCACAUUAAAGAGCACCAAAACGGUAUUUGAAUUAAUGUAUUAAACAUAGAGAGCAGACUUUGUUUCAUAUCAUUUCGCGCUAUGGAAAAAAAAAAAAAAAUGAGUUAGCGCCUCGCUAUCUUACUGGAAGUCAAUGAUCUUGAGGUCGUGCUGUCGCGGAGUUUAUCGAUUCGAUAGCCGAGCUGAGAGGUCAGAUGUCCAACUUCGUACCAGUCCAGACGUUAUUUUCGAAGUUGAGGUCUAAGUCUUUGCAAUAGUCAUGGCUAAAGGCUGGAAUAGACUUUUGCUCAGAUUUUGCCCAGAUUUUCAGUCUGGACUUGUUGCAGAAAGUCUGCGCUAGUCUGCAGGUUUUAUCGCAUAUUGUGUGAUGCCCUGUUUUUCUCUGCAAACUUUCAAAAAGUCUGCAAGUGUGUGAUGUCUAGUUUUUUUUGGUCUGUUCAGAUUUUAAAAGUUGUGUAGUGUAUUCCAGCCAUAAGGGGCAGAGUGCAUGCAUUUCAGUUAUGACUGUAUUCACAAUAGUGAAAAGAGUGUCUGAUUUAGGGCUAUCACCAUAUCCAAUUUUUUUACGCGGUUAUUCUGCUCAAAAGAAUUCACGAUAACAAUAUUUUGAGAUAUACUGUAUAUUGGAAUUAAAAAGAA